Molecule: messenger RNA, 2471 nt
Organism: Scatophagus argus
Lineage: Eukaryota; Metazoa; Chordata; Actinopteri; Scatophagidae
Gene: mep1a.1
Product: meprin A, alpha (PABA peptide hydrolase), tandem duplicate 1
Exons: 14
Coding region: 262-2076 (604 amino acids)
Biological process (GO): proteolysis
Cellular component (GO): membrane
Molecular function (GO): protein binding; metalloendopeptidase activity; zinc ion binding
Source: RefSeq, a predicted model, not a curated record
UCAUAUCAUAUAAUAAGUCAGAUAACACACACAGGUGGUGUAAUACGUGCAGCCAUACGAAGAUGUACAAACACUUCAUAGCUAAAUCAGCUCACCAAUUAGUAACACAGUUGAGUCAAAGUCCUCCAGUAACUCAGUCACUCCAGAGUCCUCCAGUCACUCUUUAUAGCCAACAUAAACUUCAUCAAAGGCUGAAAGGUCAAAUCUUGUCAACGUGCGCAUUUAAACCAAAGCUGCAACAUUUACUUGGUGACACUCGGCAUGAUGAAGAAGACGGUGCUGUUACUGUGUGGACUUGUGGCUCUAGCCACUUCAUAUACUAUACCUGUGUCCCCUGAGGUACACGAAGUGUAUGAGAAUGGUGAGGAUGAGAACCCCAUCCUAAACCUCGAUUCGGAUGCCAACCUGUUUGAAGGGGACAUUUUAAUUCCAAAAGGAAGGAAUGCCCUGAUUGACAAAACAUACAGAUGGAAAUUUCCAAUCCCUUACAUUCUGGGCGACGAUUUGGAUCUGAAUGCCAAGGGCUGUGUCCACCAGGCUUUUGAGAUGUAUCGACUGAAGUCUUGUGUUGAUUUCAAGCCAUAUGAGGGAGAGAAGACAUACAUCAAGUUCGAGAAGAGAGGAGGGUGUUUCUCCUCAGUUGGAGACCAGCAGACCGGUCAGAUUCUGUCUUUGGGGUCUGGCUGUGACCACAAGGCAGUGAUUGAACACGAACUGCUCCACGCUCUGGGAUUUUACCAUGAACAGUCCCGUACCGACAGGGAUGACUAUGUUUAUAUUUGGCUGGAUCAGGUUACACCAGGACUCCAACACAACUUCAAUAAAUACAACGAUGACUUCAUCACCGAUCAAAACACGGCGUACGACUACGAGUCUGUCAUGCAUUACAGGCCCUUCUCAUUCAAUAAGAACGAAUCUAUCCCCACCAUCACCACCAAAAUCCCAGAAUUCUACAACAUCAUUGGACAGUACCUCGACUUCAGCGAGAUGGACACCCUCAGGCUCAACCGGAUGUACAACUGCUCUGGUCCACUCACCUUGCUGGACCAGUGCACCUUUGAGCAUACCAGCAUCUGUGGGAUGAUCCAGCCCUCCUCUGAUGAUUCUGACUGGGUCCAUACCAAGAGCACUGUGGGUGCUGAGGAUCACACACUUCUGGGGAAAUGCAGAGAUGCUGGGUAUUUCAUGCACUUCAGUACCAUGGCUGGGCAAGCUCAGGAGUCUGCUCUGCUGGAAUCCCGAACCCUCUACCCCAAGAGGAAGCUUCAAUGUCUGCAGUUCUUCUACAAGAUGACUGGAAGCUCCAAGGACAGGCUGGUGAUCUGGGUCAAGAUGGAUGAUGGAACAGGCACCGUUCGUAGGAUGAAGAAAAUACACACCUUUUAUGCGGAUUCUGACCACACAUGGAAGAUUGCCCAUGUCCCAGUGGAGGUAGGGGUGAAAUUCCGCUAUGCUUUCCAAGGCAUGCGUGGUGAUCCCUCUGCAUCCACUGGUGGCAUCUACAUUGACGACAUCAGCCUUACUGAGACACGCUGUCCCAACGCUGUGUGGAGGAUCCAGAACUUCUCCAAGAUCAUGGAAACAGCUGACACCAACACAAUUAUUGACAGUCCUCGUUUCUACAGCCCUGAAGGCUACGGUUACGGUGUCCGUAUUAUGCCUUUGACAACUUACGCUGAUUACACGGGGAGAUACACUGGGCUGUACUUCCACCUGGCCAGUGGGGAAAAUGAUGCGGUGCUGCAGUGGCCAGCUGUAAACAGACAGGCCACCUUGGUGGUGAUGGACCAAGACCCAGACAUUAAGCUGAGGAUGUCUACUGCUCGCAGCCUCACAACAAAUACGAUGACUACAUCAGAUGGAAAGUUGUUAUGGGACAACCCCUCCAAGGUAGGGACAUAUGAUCCUUCCUGCAAAUGCUACAGAGGUCAAUCAUGGGGCUGGAGAAACUUUGUCAAGCACUUUGAUCUCAGACGACGUAAUUAUCUCAAGAAUGAUGACCUCAUCAUCUUCAUCGACUUUGAGGAUAUAUCAUCACUGAUCAAAACAGAAGUUCCCAUUGAGCCAAAGGAGUAAAGCCACACUGGAUUUAAUAACAUGAUUAACUGAAGAUACACCAUGUGGAGCUGGGAUUAAAGAACAAGUGAAGAUGAAGAAAGGAUGGAAGAUUGCUGCGCUGAUGGAAUAUCAGAAUUAUACACAAACCCUAAAAUGUAAAGUUCUAUCUUGUUUAUAAUUUAAAAAUAACAUUUGAAAUAUAGCCAUCAUUUUCAUUUUGUGCAACAAAGUUCUUUCCAUUGAACUGUUCAAAUAAAAACUAUUCAAUUUGUUUUUGUGAUGCAAAAAUGGCUGCCAUGUGAAUAACAUUAGAGCCAAUGAAAUAGUGUAAUUAAAUCAAAGCUUGUAUUGACAUUUGGUUGUAAUUUGUGUAAACUGGUACUGUAAGUUAACAUAAUAAAAAAAUAAUCAAC